Molecule: messenger RNA, 4374 nt
Organism: Peromyscus leucopus (white-footed mouse)
Lineage: Eukaryota; Metazoa; Chordata; Mammalia; Rodentia; Cricetidae
Gene: Ccdc3
Product: coiled-coil domain containing 3
Exons: 3
Coding region: 139-960 (273 amino acids)
Biological process (GO): negative regulation of gene expression
Cellular component (GO): extracellular region
Source: RefSeq, a predicted model, not a curated record
AGCUAGCCGCGCAACCCAGCGCCCCGGAGCUCGCGCCGCCGAGCGCCCAGGCUGUGGUUCCCGGGCGGGAUCCUGGGUUCCCCGCCUUCCCCGGCACCCGGGCGGGCCAUGCACUGGGGCUAGAGCGUAGCCGCCGGCAUGCUGCUCCCGCUGCUGCUCGCCGCGCUCUGCCUCGCCGCCCGCCCGGCGCCCGCGCACGCCUGCCAGCUGCCCUCGGAGUGGCGACCCCUGAGCGAGGGCUGCCGCGCAGAGCUGGCCGAGACCAUCGUGUAUGCCAAGGUUCUGGCGCUGCACCCCGAGGUGCCGGGCCUCUACAACUACCUGCCUUGGCAGUACCAAGCUGGAGAGGGAGGGCUCUUCUAUUCUGCCGAGGUGGAGAUGCUGUGUGACCAGGCGUGGGGCAGCAUGCUGGAGGUGCCCGCCGGUUCCCGGCUCAAUCUUACGGGUCUGGGCUACUUCUCCUGUCACUCCCACACGGUGGUCCAGGACUACUCUUAUUUCUUCUUUGUCAGGAUGGAUGAAAAUUACAAUCUCUUGCCCCAUGGAGUCAAUUUCCAAGAUGCCAUCUUUCCAGACACACAAGAAAACAGAAGGAUGUUUUCCAGCCUCUUCCAGUUUGCUAACUGUUCCCAAGGGCAGCAGCUGAUGACCUUCUCGAGUGACUGGGAGAUCCAGGAGGACAACAGGCUCAUGUGCUCCUCGGUGCAGAAGGCCCUGUUUGAGGAGGAGGACCACGUCAAGAAGCUGCAGCAGAAGGUGGCCACCCUGGAGAAGCGCAACAGGCAGCUCCGUGAGCGGGUGAAGAAGGUCAAGAGGUCUCUGAGGCAGGCGCGGAAGAACAGCCGCCACCUGGAGCUGGUGAACCAAAAACUCAAUGAGAAGCUGGUGGACGCAGGUGUUCAACAGCACAUCAAUGCCCUGGGCCGGGAGCCCGCGCGCGCCCCCUACCUGCACGGGUAGCAGGUGCAGGCGGAUGCCGGCCUGCCUUGCCCGAACCAGCGGAGGAGAGAAUAAAGGCCGGUUCUGUAACAUGCACUUACUUCAAACUUUAUAGGAGAUACCCGUUAGACAUUUGGUAGCAUCUAACAGGGUAAAACGGCAAGUCUUAGUUUAUUUCCCAUCGGGUGCUGCUCUUACUGGCCACUCGGCUUCAGACCCUACGUGUGGCAUGCCCUUUUUCUGUCCUGGUGCCACCCAAAUACCUUACAGCUCAGAGGCAGUGGGAUCCCCAGGUUCUGGCCCAUCCCGGGUCUGGCCUUCAGCCUCUAGGGAAUCUCUUCAUUGUGGAGAGAUCAUUCUAGAAAAGAACAUACACGAAGAUAUGACGGGACUCUGUUUUUAAUUUCAGAAGAGAGUCAGCGUGAGUCUCAGCAACCAGAACUGGCACAAGCAGGCAUUCUGGAGAGCCGCUGUUCUAGAGAACAUUCUGGAAUGUUCCGCUGCGUUUGCCCAUGGUUUUAGAAGCAGGGCGCCUACAUGCGAGUGUGCAGGGCACCCGUAGUCAAGUCAGUAUUUCCCUCACAGCCAAAGCAUGUUAAGGCUUAAUGAGUUCAUCACAGGUAAGGGAACUGAGCAGGGAGCUGAGCAGCUGGUAAUUGGUAAAGAUAAAUUAUAUCAGGUUUCCAACCCCAGCUCCCCAGGGCUGACAUGAUACUCACAGGCUGUUUUAAUCUAGAGAGUAAUUGUUUUGGUGGACACACCAUGUUUCAUGAUGCUGAGAGUCGCACUAGCAUCUCCUGCUUGCUUGGCAAGUCUCUACCGCUGGACUGCAUUCUCAGCCCCUCUGUACUUCGGACCCAGAUCUCUUUUGACAGACAUUUCAAGAUGUUUUCAGCCCUUGUUCCCAAAUUGGAGUUUAGCUCAGACUCUGUGGAGUCUUAACUCUGUUUGCUCAGCCUGCCACAUCUUCGAGUUCAAGGUCAAUGACCCCAACACACUGAGAUGGCCUGCUCUGCAAAUACAUCUCCCUGCCUGGUGGGAUUCAGAAAGGGCUUUGUCCAGGUAUUCCAACCCAAGCUUCUACACAUACCCCAAGCCCCUAUCCCAGAAACACACACAUGCUCUCUGCCCAGGUUCCCCACAAAAAAAUCUGUGCAUAGCCUGAUAGAAAUAUUUGCAUAACAGUGUACUUUCGUUUAAUCAAUUCUUUAACAAAAAGUUUUCUUUGGAAAGAAAACUUCAAGGCAGUUCAAUAGAGCGCUCUCACUGUCCUUACCACUGCCAAGGUUGAUCACGCCUCAGCUGUAGCAUUCAGAAGUCAGCUGUGCGACUGUACUUCAUCUCCCCUGUUGCCCGCCCUUUAGACCAAAUGCCCUUCCAUGUUGUCCCCUCGAGAAAGAAUCCUUUGGCUCUACAAUGUCAACCUCCCAAAGUCCACUCCAGACACAUGAGGCUGAUAAAAUGGCUGUUACUGUCACACUGCUACCUUUCUGCUUUUAGGAAGUCCAGGCACCUCUCUGAGAAGUACCUUGUAUUGUAUGAGUAUUAUGCCCUUGGCUGCACUGGGGAUGAUGGGAACUUCUAUUUGGGGACCAAUUUUCCUCCACAGUCCCUUUAGCAGUGCUAUUCAUAAUUUGCUACAUAGAUGUGCCUUCUCGUUAAUUCUCCCUGGGAACAUUUCAUUAGAGUGGUUUUGUUACCUCCCAAGAGAAUGGCAGGCUUAGAGGUGGCAGAGCCACGACUCAGAGAAAUGUGGAGGCCAAGAUGCGUUAUGUUCUGCUUUUCCAAUAAACAUGAGCAGUGAUUCCAACAGCCGUGAGACAAUAAGCGUGUCUUUGGACCAUGGAGGUUUCAUGAUUUCCAGCUUCAGCCUGGAAAAGUGAUUUUGAGCCUUUGGGGAGACAUCUGGGAGUGACCCUGGGACACUGAGGAUUGUUCAAGCCUGCUCUCCUGCCAUUCCCUGAUGGAUGUGCCCUGAGUCUCCCUCCCUCUGGGUUUCCAUCUCUCAGCACACCUGUGCUCCUGCUCUUUGGCUCACGGGGGACAGGAGGUAUCGUUAAUCAGUGUCUUCAAACGUCUACUGAAGUCUUGCUAAAGGAGGCUUCCCGGGGCCCAUCAUCUUCUGCCUUGUUAUCUGGCCACAGCCCUUGCCACCUGUCACUCACAUGAGUGACACGUUUAAUGUUCCAUAAAGGGCUGACUCCAAGCAUCGCUCAGGACAUGGCACACUUUCUCCAGUCUGUUCUAGAACCUUCUGUGAAAUGCAGGCUACGGUCUCAUUUCCCUUCAAGGUACCAGAAGACAAAGUGUCUGUUCCAAAACUGCACAGUAAGCAAGAAGCAGGUAGACUCUCAAAUCUUCAAACGACAGUCCCCAGGAAGGUCCCACUGGUGAAGUGUGGACACCGUCGAGUGUAGGAACGAGGCUUCAUUAGCCCCACAGUAUGUGAGUGCCAAUGUCUUUGGUGGCUUCCCAUUCAGGAUACUGUGCUGUACUGUUUACUUCCUUUUAAAACACUUGUUUUAAACACCAGGCUAUAUUGCAUACACAUUAUGACCCCCACCUGGUAGAAAUUACUGGAAUCCAUGCAUCUGGAGCACAAGAGUUAUCUAGUUUUGAAGAGACAGAUUACAAAGUCAAAUCAACAAUGACUUUCAUUCAAAUGGCAGGAUCCACAACAAUUCAUAGUCUGUGGGGUAUUUGUUUUAUUUUUUUAUCAAAAUCAAGCACCCUAACUGCUAUGGAGUCACACACCUGUAAUCCUACACUUGGGAGGCAGAAGCAGGUGAAUCAUCAGUUUGAGGCCAGCCUGGGCUGUGUAGCAAGACCCUGACUCACAUUUCUCCCCUAAAAACACGAAAGCACCCCGGCAUAUAUUGGGCUCUUUCUCACAGAUUAUCUCAUUUAAUGUUCUUAAUAAUUUUAUAAAGUAGGAAGCUCAAUUCCUAUUCUCCACCAGGAAUCUAAGGUUUCAGGAAAGAAAAGGCUCAAGGUGCACAGCUGUGCGGGUAGUUAAACAAGCCCUCAGCUCUCCCUUCACUUCGCUCCGUACCUGCUCCUCUGUGUUAGGAGGACUGGGCUGUCACUCACAUGCGCAGUUCUGACACGCGUCGAAUCCCUUCUGAUUACUUCUACUUUUUAUUAUCAACGUUUACUGGAAAGGUUCCGUGCGAGUCACAACAAGGAAGUUUAUCAGACUAGAAAUGAGGGAGGGUGACUACAAUCAACCAUAGUACAUGACAUACCUGUACAUAUGUGCUACACAUGUAUACAAAAGUCACAAGUCAAUCAUUUUGUACAUGAAUAUGACAUAAUCAAUUUUCUUGGCAAGAGACUAUUUGGUAGGAUUGCAUAUCAUUUUCUUAUUGAUCCCCAUAUGAAUCUUUGGCCCCCCUUUUUAAACCUACCAUUGCUUUAAAUAAAAUUCUAAGCAUC